Messenger RNA from Symbiodinium sp. CCMP2592, 1668 nucleotides. NCBI's taxonomy places the organism in Eukaryota, Dinophyceae, Suessiales, Symbiodiniaceae. The record is from the annotation of a GenBank genome assembly.
AUGCUGCGGAUUUGGUUGGCUUCCGGCGAAGAGUUAGCUCCUGUGUCGAGAGAGAAGAUCCGUGUUUGGGACCUGAAGCGUCAUUUGCGCACGGAGCACAGCAUGCCCUUCUCCCUGCAGCGGCUGAUAUGCGGUGGCGCCUGCUUGGAAGAUGAUGACCAUGUCACUGCACCCUGCGAGCUGCAAUUGGUGCUUUCAAGUGUUGUCAGCGCUCGUCAGAGACGCAAUUGUGGGGAAGAGCUUGUGCGGUUCGCUGCUGAUCGAGGCUGUGCUGAGGUGGCACGACAUCUGCUUCAAGCAGGUGCUGACAAGGAUUACUACAGUAGAAUAGGCCUUCACGAUGGUGGCAGGACAGCUCUCGCUCGGGCAGCAACCCGUGGUCACAUUGAGCUGGUUCGCUUGCUGAUCGAUGCUGGGGCUCGGACGGACACACUGGAUGAACACGCCUUGAUAUAUGCAGCCUCCAAGGGCCAUACCGAGAUUGCCGGUGUGCUAGUUGAUGCAGGAGCCGACAAGGACGUGCUGGUUCAUGGCCGGACGGCCCUGAUGCAUGCAGCCUGUAAAGGCCACACGGCGAUUGCCCGUCUGCUGCUGGACGCAGGCGCUGACAAGAACCUGCAAGAUGAAGCAGGAAAGACAGCACUGGUACUCGCAGCAAGUGCAGGCCACACGGAGAUCGUACGUGUGCUGCUCGAGACUGGUGCUGAGCUCGGUGAAGCUUUGAUACACGCAGCCUCUGGCGGCCACGUUGAGAUUGCUCGUUUGCUGGUUGAAGCCGGUUCCGCCGGUUCCGCAUGUAAUGAAGCUUUCGCACACGCAGCCUCUAAGGGACACACUGAGAUUGCCGGAAUUCUGCUGGAUGCUGGUGCUGACAAGGACGUGUGCCUAGAUGGAAAGUCUGCUCUCCUACACGCGGCUUCUGAAGGUCACGCUGAGAUUGUCCGACUGUUGUUGGAUGCUGGUGCUGACAAAGACUGGUGUGAUCUAGAUGGAAAGUCUGCUCUCCUACAUGCAGCCAUUGAAGGACACACUGAGGUUGCCCGACUGCUGUUGGAUGCUGGCGCUGACGAAGACUUGCGGGAUAGAGAGCGCAAAACAGCUUUGAUACACGCAGCCUCCGAAGGGCACACUGAGAUUGCACGUUUGCUGGUCGCCACUGGCACUGCCUGCUCUGAAGCUCUCGCACACGCAGCCUCAGAAGGCCACAGUGAGAUUGCCCGACUAUUGCUGGAUGCCGGCGCUUACAAAGACGUCUGGCUAGACGGUAAGUCUGCUCUCCUACACGCAGCUUCCGAAGGCCACACCGAGAUUACGCGACUUCUGCUGGAUGCUGGCGCUGACAAGAACUUGCGCGAUCGAAACGGUAAGUCUGCUAUCGUACAUGCCGCAUUUAAAGGGUACGCUGACAUCACUCGCCUGCUUGUGGACGCUGGUGCCGCCUGUGGCGAAGCUCUGGUACACGCAGUCUCUGGAGGCCACCCCGAGGUUGCCGGUAUGCUGGUGGACGCUCGGCCUGAAUCGGAUUCUGUCAAACGUAUGCUCCAUCAUGCAGUCCGCCGCAAAGACGUCGCUCAGAUUGCCCGUCAUCUGAACGAUUUGCAGACGUUAGGGUGCAGGAAAGGAGUGGGGGAGUACGGUAUCCGAAGGUUCUAUGUAUAUAAAGCUUAG